This is a messenger RNA of Soboliphyme baturini, 1140 nucleotides long. The record is from the annotation of a GenBank genome assembly. NCBI's taxonomy places the organism in Eukaryota, Metazoa, Nematoda, Enoplea, Dioctophymatida, Soboliphymatidae.
AUGGGGGGGGGUAUGCGAAAAAAAUGUACCCACCGUCGGGCAGGGGCUCUGGUCGUUCUGUCGUUCUGCUACGGCAGGCUCCAAGAAAACGUCAACGCUUGUACAAAACGUUUCGACGGCCCUGCGGUCCCGGCGAACUGGCUCGCUGAAAGUCUCGCGGUCUGGCACGAACUGCAAAAGGACGGCAACAAAUUCCGACUUGUCAUGUCGAACGUACAGUUGGCGGACGCCGGGAGGUUCGAGUGUCAAGCAUUGAACGCAGCUGGCAGCAAGUCCAGUUCGUGCACGUUGAUCGUCGCUCCCUCGCCUUCGCCAGUUCCCAACGGAAGAACCGUACCGCUGAUGUAUAAGAUAGAAAACGAUGUAGAGAGCGGUAUCUGCUUGCUGACCAUAUCGACCAUGUUCGCAGAAGAUGUAGGCGAAUACUCUUGUGUGGCUGAAAACCAGCACGGAGUGGCGAAAACGGUCGCUGAGGUACUGCACAAAGAUCAGUAUGAACGGUGGAUAAAGGAUGAACAGACGAAAAUUACUUCCGAGAAGAAACGGAGUAUGAUGCAGGAGUUGGACUCAGCCGUUUUGCAACCUAGAAAGCAAAAGGGUACGUUUUACACGCCGCAAACGCAGCGUUUCCUGGAACAGCGCUUUUCUGCCACCGACCAGGGAACUACCACUGACGGACAGCGAGAGCAGGUGAGCGGAUUUCGCCCGUUUGGACCUAUAGUCACUUUACUAAAUGAAUUUCAGCAAUGGCUGUCUGAAACACAAGUCGGCGAAGCGAGACAAGGUGUGGCGGAUGGCACUCAAGCCGUCCCAGUGUUUCUCAGACCCCUGGGAUUCGUUCAGGUGCACGAAGGUCAAGAUGCAGUUUUUCACUGCCAGUUAGGAGGAAACCCCAAACCAAAGAUAUGUUGGAUGAAAGAUGGAGAGCCCGUCGCACCAUCUCAGCGGAUACUUAUGACGUACCGCGGAACAAUGGCUGAACUAAUUAUCAAAAUGGCGUUCCCUGAAGACAGUGGCAGUUACACGCUCAUGGCUCAAAACCAGUUUGGUACCUGUGAAGAUACCGGGAAAUUGUUGGUAACUCCCUUUGGAGAGAAAGUCCAGCGUUUCUCUGGUCAAAAGUACUUGGCGUUGGCUUAA